Molecule: messenger RNA, 2168 nt
Organism: Pezoporus flaviventris
Lineage: Eukaryota; Metazoa; Chordata; Aves; Psittaciformes; Psittacidae
Gene: SGCE
Product: sarcoglycan epsilon
Exons: 13
Coding region: 36-1529 (497 amino acids)
Cellular component (GO): sarcoglycan complex; membrane
Source: RefSeq, a predicted model, not a curated record
GAUACGGUGCGGCGCUGCGGGGUCCGCUACGGAGGAUGUGGCGGCAGCGCUGGCGGCAGCAGCGGCAGGAGGAGCGGGGAGCGAUGCGGUACUGCGCGCCGGGGCCCUGGCCGCACGGCGGAGGCGCGCUCACCACCCUCCUGCUGACAGCGUUUUUGUUAAGCUCUGCUGAUGGCAAUAGCGGAACAGUUAACUGGACGACUAAGCAAGCCCACAGUUAUAUUAUCAGCAGAAUAAAGGCUGUUGAGAAGAAUGUGUACACGAUUCUGUCUAAGGUGCACUCUGAUCGGAAUGUAUACCCUUCUGCUGGAGUUCUUUUUGUUCAUGUUUUGGAGAGAGAGUACUUUAAGGGGGAAUUUCCUCCUUACCCAAAGCCUGGUGAAAUAAGUAAUGAUCCUAUAACAUUUAAUACCAAUUUAAUGGGUUACCCUGACAGACCUGGAUGGCUACGCUAUAUACAAAGGACACCAUACAGCGAUGGAGUUCUGUAUGGCUCACCAACUGUAGAAAAUGUAGGCAAACCAACCAUCAUUGAGAUCACUGCAUAUAACAGACGUACCUUUGAGACAGCAAGACAUAAUUUGAUCAUUAAUAUAAUGUCAGCAGAAGAUUUUCCUUUACCGUAUCAAGCGGAGUUCUUCAUACGGAAUAUGAAUGUAGAAGAAAUGUUAGCAAGUGAAGUUCUUGGUGACUUUCUUGGAGCAGUGAAAAAUGUAUGGCAGCCAGAACGUUUGAAUGCCAUAAACAUUACUUCAGCCCUCGACAGAGGAGGGAGAGUUCCACUUCCUAUUAAUGACAUGAAAGAGGGUGUGUAUGUUAUGGUUGGGGCAGAUGUUCCAUUCUCCUCAUGCUUACGAGAAGUGGAAAACCCGCAAAAUCAGCUGAGAUGCAGUCAAGAAAUGGAGCCUGUAAUAACCUGUGAUAAAAAAUUUCGUACUCAAUUCCAUAUUGACUGGUGUAAAAUCUCUCUGGUUGACAAUACAAAGCAAGUUUCCACCUUUCAGGAAGUGAUUCGUGGAGAAGGGAUAUUGCCUGAUGGUGGAGAAUACAAGCCACCUUCUGAUACACUGAAAAGCAGAGACUAUUACUCAGAUUUCCUAAUUACACUGGCAGUGCCCUCAGCAAUAGCACUUGUGCUUUUCCUAAUACUGGCCUAUAUCAUGUGCUGCCGACGGGAAGGAGUGGAAAAGAGAAACAUGCAAACACCAGACAUCCAGUUGGUCCACCACAGUGCUAUACAGAAAUCAACCAAAGAGCUUCGUGACAUGUCUAAAAAUAGAGAGAUAGCAUGGCCUCUUUCCACACUCCCAGUGUUCCACCCAGUUACUGGUGAGAUUGUACCCCCCCUUCACACAGACAGCUACGAUAACACCAGUAUGCCACUGAUGCAGACACAGCAGAACCUGCCGCAUCAGACUCAGAUUCCACAGCAGCAGAGUGCAGGAGAAUUUCGUAUGACAACAUUUCAAAGAUUUGAGGUAAAUGGUAUUCCUGAGGAAAGAAAACUAACAGAAGCAAUGAAUUUGUAAUUGGAGAAGGCAGCAAAUUGUCUUACUUCCUUAUUUGUUCUGAUUGAUGCAUGAGUUUUUCUGGUGUACAUUGUGCAUGCCCACAGUAUUGAGAUGAUUUCAGUGCCAGAGAGUACAAUCACUUCCACACAACUAAUGUACUGUAUCCUUUUGUACUUUGGACGUUUUUGACAAUUUGUAAACACUGAUAACUUUUUAUAUUUGUUACAUUCAGAAAAGAGUCUUUCAAAUAUAUGUAUUAAUAAAUAUCAGACUUUAUUCUGUCUUGUGAGCUCCCCUGAAAGAUUUAACAGGGAAAGCGAAGCUUCGAAAUAAGCACCAGGUUUGAAGGGUCGCUUGCAGAUUCUGUUGGAUGGGAUGAUACAACUGCCUUACGUUUGCACACAAAAAGCACUUGUGUGUAAGCAUGAAAACUUGUGCGUUAUCCUGAGGCUCAGAAUAGGAUUCCAGAUUUAGUAGGCUUUAGUUUUUUAGAGAUUAUCAAAAUUUAAUGAGCAAAGUUAUUUUUGGAAGGAAAAAAAAAACCCUAACAAAAACCCCCAAACCAAACCCUAAAACUACUCCUGUUGAAAAUUGGAUUUCUGUUCCUUUACCAGAUCUUUACUCUAUUUGGAAGCAAUAAAACAUUUAAAAUCUGUC